AUGUUUGACGAAUCGGGGCAAGUCUUCAAAGAAGUCGUCGCACCGCGCCCUCCAGAUGCGUACCAAAACGGCCGGGACUGGUCGAGGCGGACCGGCCGGCCGCCGCGGAAAGGUCGCGGCGGAGAGGGGAGAAAGGGACCGAGAUCGCUGGCCGACAUGGCGAUGCACACAGUGGCAGAGAACAUUGGAGACGUGACGGAACAGCACCUCGCCCGUGAGGACCUGCCCAAGAGGUACUUGUGGAGGAUAUGGCGGCUGCUGGAGAACAGAGGCGUGUGUUUCCAGGCAUGGAAGGUGUUUUCGAAAUUUCUGCUCGCCGAAGACGAUGAGAAGACGCUGGGCCUCUACCGCUACCGCCAGCACAUUUGUCAGCCGGGUGAGAGCCUCCGGCAUUAUCUCAGACCGCUCGAGUCUCCCACCGUUGACUUCGUGACGCAUCUCAACAUUACGGGGUUCUGCUCCUUCGCCGAGAAUGAGCUGCUGGCCCUUGCCCGCCUCAGGAACCUCGCCAUUCUCGAGAUCAUCCAGCCAGCCGACGAGCUGCGCACCACCUUCCCCAAGGUCGACGACCGCCUCGUCAGGGGCUGGUCCGAGAUAGAUGAUCCCUUUCCCCUGCUGCGGAUCCUCAGGCUCUGGGGUGACGAGUCCGUAACCAAGAACUCCCUGCAGUACGUGUCCAAAUUCCCAUCGCUCGCGCUGUACGACGUCAACGCCUCACGGAGCGACUGGAGAGGAGCCGUGGACACGGCGGUGGGCGAGGGCUGGCAAAUGGAGGAGCCCCUCCAUGGUCCCCAUGACUCCCUGCUUUGGUACUUGUUGCUUUUCGACUUCGUCGAGGAGAGCAAGCCGAGACAGCUUCAGGGCCUGGCCCGGAACAUCGACGACGGGCUGAUGAACUUCUGCCAGAGCAGCAACCAGUCCAUCAAGUUUGUCACCAGCCAGGACGCGCCGCCGUUCCUCGACCACCUAAGCGACGCGGCCAAGAGAAACCUCUCCAUGUACGUCGACGUCCCGGGCUACGAGGCGCAGACGUGCAAGGGCUUCCCCUUUGAGACUUGGGCGUUUUGGCUGUACUCCUUUAUCGGGCAGUUCACAAAGGACGAGGAUCUGAAGAGGAUCGGCCUAGAGACGGGGCAGAAGACCGUCUCAGAGCAGCUGGUGCUCCCGUCCAAACCGCUCGCAUGUCUCCAAUUGGGCCACUGCGGCUCCGCGAGGCCGGGCAUCACACCCGCCGUGUCGUAUGUUCGUCGUGGGCUGUUCGCGACGUCGAGGUAUACAUUCUUCAGGACCUCGUCGCCGAGUAACAGGCAGACGUCUGCGCGGAGAACGGCGGAGCUGAUGAAGCCUACCGUCCAGCUUGGGAAUGUGGAGACGGGUCUGAAUCCGAACCGGAAGAAGCGGCGGCGGCUCGAUGACAUUCUCCAGUCCUUCAUGGGCUCUUGA
Messenger RNA from Colletotrichum spaethianum, 1443 nucleotides. RefSeq lists its product as uncharacterized. The record is from RefSeq and is a predicted model, not a curated record. The transcript has 2 exons. The coding region runs from base 1 to 1443 and encodes 480 amino acids. Lineage: Eukaryota; Fungi; Ascomycota; Sordariomycetes; Glomerellales; Glomerellaceae.